Molecule: messenger RNA, 9547 nt
Organism: Prionailurus viverrinus (fishing cat)
Lineage: Eukaryota; Metazoa; Chordata; Mammalia; Carnivora; Felidae
Gene: ABCG1
Product: ATP binding cassette subfamily G member 1
Exons: 15
Coding region: 107-2143 (678 amino acids)
Biological process (GO): transmembrane transport; cholesterol homeostasis
Cellular component (GO): plasma membrane
Molecular function (GO): ATP hydrolysis activity; ATP binding; ABC-type sterol transporter activity
Source: RefSeq, a predicted model, not a curated record
GCGGGGCGCAGCGGCCCAGCCUGGAGCGAGCGCAGCCUCGUGCCCGCCGCCCGUGCCCGCCGCCGCUGCCGCCGCCGCCGCCGCCCGUGCCCGCCGCCCCCGGGGCAUGGCCUGUCUGAUGGCCGCUUUCUCGGUCGGCACCGCCAUGAACGCCAGCAGCUACUCUGCAGCGAUGACGGAGCCCAAGUCCGUGUGCGUCUCGGUGGACGAGGUGGUCUUGGGCAACAUGGAGGCCACCGAGACGGACCUGCUGAACGGACAUCUGAAGAAGGUGGACAACAACCUCACGGAGGCUCAGCGCUUUUCGUCCCUGCCCCGCAGGGCGGCCGUGAACAUCGAGUUCAAGGACCUCUCCUACUCCGUCCCCGAAGGACCCUGGUGGAGGAAGAAAGGAUACAAGACCCUUCUGAAAGGCAUCUCCGGGAAGUUCAACAGCGGGGAGCUGGUGGCCAUCAUGGGUCCCUCUGGGGCCGGGAAGUCCACACUCAUGAACAUUCUGGCUGGAUACAGGGAGACUGGCAUGAAGGGGGUCGUCCUCAUCAACGGCCUGCCCCGGGAUCUGCGCUGCUUCCGGAAGGUGUCCUGUUACAUCAUGCAGGACGACAUGCUGUUGCCACACCUCACUGUGCAGGAAGCCAUGAUGGUGUCUGCACAUCUGAAGCUCCAGGAGAAGGACGAAGGCAGGAGGGAGAUGGUCAAGGAGAUCCUGACGGCUCUGGGCUUGCUCUCUUGCGCCAACACGAGAACCGGAAGCCUCUCGGGCGGCCAACGGAAGCGCCUGGCCAUCGCACUGGAGCUGGUGAACAACCCUCCCGUCAUGUUCUUCGAUGAGCCCACCAGCGGCCUGGACAGCGCCUCCUGCUUCCAGGUGGUCUCCCUGAUGAAAGGACUGGCCCAAGGAGGGAGGUCCAUCAUCUGCACUGUCCAUCAGCCCAGCGCUAAGCUCUUCGAGCUCUUUGACCAGCUUUAUGUCCUUAGUCAAGGACAAUGUGUGUACCGGGGAAAAGUCUCCAAUCUUGUGCCAUACUUGAGGGAGUUAGGUCUGAAUUGCCCAACCUAUCACAACCCUGCUGACUUUGUCAUGGAGGUAGCGUCCGGUGAAUACGGUGACCAGAACAGCCGCCUGGUGAGAGCCGUCCGGGAGGGCAUGUGUGAUUCUGACCACAGGAGAGAGCCUGGGGGGGAUGCCGAGGUGAACCCUUUUCUUUGGCACCGGCCCUCUGAAGAGGUAAAGCAGGCAAAACGAUUAAAGGGGUUGAGAAAGGACUCCACCUCCAUGGAAGGCUGUCACAGCUUCUCGGCCAGCUGCCUCACCCAGUUCUGCAUUCUCUUCAAAAGGACCUUCCUCAGUAUCAUGAGGGAUUCGGUCCUGACGCACCUGCGGAUCACGUCUCACAUCGGCAUCGGCCUCCUCAUCGGCCUGCUCUACCUGGGGAUCGGGAACGAAGCCAAGAAGGUCCUGAGUAACUCCGGCUUCCUCUUCUUCUCCAUGCUGUUCCUCAUGUUCGCGGCCCUCAUGCCCACCGUUCUCACAUUCCCCCUGGAGAUGGGAGUGUUCCUUCGGGAACACCUGAACUACUGGUACAGCCUGAAAGCCUACUACCUGGCCAAGACCAUGGCCGAUGUCCCCUUCCAGAUCAUGUUCCCGGUGGCCUACUGCAGCAUCGUGUACUGGAUGACGUCACAGCCGUCCGACGCCGUGAGGUUCGUCCUGUUUGCCGCGCUGGGCACCAUGACCUCUCUGGUGGCGCAGUCCCUGGGUCUGCUGAUUGGAGCUGCCUCGACGUCCCUGCAGGUGGCAACCUUUGUGGGCCCUGUGACGGCCAUCCCCGUCCUCCUCUUCUCGGGGUUCUUCGUCAGCUUCGACACGAUCCCAGCUUACCUGCAGUGGAUGUCGUACAUCUCCUACGUCAGGUACGGGUUCGAAGGGGUCAUCCUGUCCAUCUACGGCCUGGACCGGGAGGACCUGCACUGUGGCAUCGACGAGACGUGCCACUUCCAGAAGUCAGAGGCCAUCCUGCGGGAGCUGGACGUGGAGGACGCCAAGCUCUACCUGGACUUCAUCGUCCUGGGGGUUUUCUUCAUCUCCCUGCGCCUCAUUGCCUACUUCGUCCUGAGAUACAAGAUCCGGGCCGAGAGGUAAAACACCGGAGUGCCGGCAGAGGGCGGAGUAGACAGUGCGGCCCAGGGUGGCUUGUAGGAUCGCGGCGGCAGGGCCGUGCCCGCGGACACAGGGACCCCCGCCGCCCAGCCCUGGCAGCGCCCUCGGGCCGCGGGCGUCAGGCCGCCCCGUCCGCGCAGCCCAGCCGGGCCUUCGCUCCGUCCCCCUUUCUGGCUCCGCCGGGGAAGCGGGUGUAGAGGUGUGUCCUCGAGCAGCAUUUCACAACGCGGCGGCGGGGCGGCCGGGGAGGAAGGCCAGCGCCCGCGGCCCCGCUCAUGACUGUCGCUGUCACCCCCCCACGGUCUGCCUCCUUCUCCACGGAGAAGUCACCUUCCAAGCCAAAAGCCGAUAACUCUCAUCCAUUUGAAGAAACUGUAUCUUUUUAGUACUCGUCGAAGAACACGAUUCAGGGUAAAUGACACACUUUGCUUCGAGAGGCGAGGGGUUGAACUUCACCGCGGGGCUGGUCUCGUUUUUCGGGCUGAAGCUGUAAAAGAUGGAGACACGGUCCCCGGCGGAGAGAAGGUUCUGGAGCUGCACGUGCUCAGCGUGCCGGAAUUUUAAGAAGUCGUGAGGAAAGCUGGAGGGUGAGGUUGGCCGACACCCCCCAAGCCUUCUGUUUCCCCCCGUGCUUCUUAUCUUAAGCAAAACAUAUUGUUUAUUUCUUCCUAACUCUCUGAACACCUUAAUUUUGCCUACAACAUGUCCAGAAAAUUGGCUUUGUUGAUGUUUUACCCAUGUGUCUCUCUCCCCACGUAUCACAUCACCUACCUCCACGGAGCUGGGAGUGCUGGGCUUGCGGAAAAUCCGGGGGGGCACACGGAGGGCCGUGAGGGGACCCCACUGUGGCUGGGGGGUGGCGGUGGGGAGGGUGCCCAGACCCCAGAGCAUCCAAGGCCCUUGCAAGAAAGCGGCGAACACCGUGUGGCCGAGACGCUUGUGGUUUGGCCAAGCGGUGGACAGGGUUGUGGGCAAUGCCACCUGCCAAGCCCCGUUUCGGUGGCAUCUCCUCCUUCUCAGCCCUGGCUGGGCUGGUGGCGAUGUCGCGGAUCAGAAGCUCCUUCUUCCCCGUGAAGGAGGUUGAGGGUGCAUCUAGGGGAGGGGUAAACGGCCUCUGGCUUGCUACCAGGUGCCUGGGCGCUUACCAGCCGUCAGAGGCAGUGUGACCACAGGGUGGAGGUCGGAAGAGGCCAGAGAAGGGAAUGGAGUGUUGCCCCCUCGGAAUCUCCUUGCCCUGGGGCCGAGGUCUCCUAGCGACUCUGGCUCCUUCCCGCCCUGAGCCUGGAUCUCCUGGUCUGUGAACGGUAGCGCUGGGCGGUCUUCAAGGCCGCUUUCAGCCCUGAGAGGUUCUGCGCCUCCUCAGCCGUGUUCCCAAAGCUUCUAUUUCCUACUUGAAGAGAAUGGAGAGCGUUCAGAUUUUGCCGGCGCGUGGAUUUGACUCGCAGAUGCUUGGUGAUCCCUUUGCUCCACGUGGUGAUCCCUUUGCUCCCUCUUUGAUCCGUUUUAGUAAACACAGUGGAGACGUGUUACAACGUAGCUUUGAGUUUCAUGGUUCUGUGCAAAUGGGGCAUCACCGGCCAGAUGAAGCGAUUUAACCAGGAUCGCUUUUUAGGCGCCAUAAAAAGUCUUCGUUUAAUUUCAAGACAGAUUUGCCUGCAAGAUGUCACAGGUAGGAAGUCCCACAUGGGAACAGAGAAAUAGAGAGGGGGUGGGGGUUCCCACAUGGGAACUGGUGAAACAGAGAGGGGGUGGGGCCUGGGGGAUGGCUUUGGUCACGCCACAGUGACAUCAGGCGCGCUGGGUAUUUAAAGACCUCUUUCCCUCCAGGUGAGCCCUCUGGAGGCGGGUCUGUGACCUUGCUAAGGACGGGCUGGCCGGGAGCUGCAAUGCAGGACCCAGCCCUCCCCCUACCAGGCACCAUUUGUGACCCGAGCCCACCGUGCGGUGUCUCAGCCAUUUCAGAAGGAAACAGAUUCCUUGAGACCGAAAAUCUAGUUUCCAAGUGUCCCUGCGUCCUCAGAAGGCAAUAUUUCCCUAGGAGUGCAUCCUCCCUGCAUUCUCCAUUUUCCACUCUUGAGAAAUUACAUUUGUCCCUUAAUAGAUGUAGGCGGGUAGGGGGCAGAUGUGGCAGAUGUGAGGCUGUCCGCUGUCGAGGAAAAUGCAUGUGCAAAGCAACAGGGCGCUAACUGGCGCGUGUCACGAAUACUGUCGUGGCCAGGCAGGGGAUUUGCUCAGAAAGACCUUGGGGCGCCUUGAGAGAGGCAGUCAGUCCCGGGAUGCCGUCCCUCCCCCGUUGGCGGCAGGUGCCCCCCGCUGGCGCCUUCACACAGACCCUGGGCGACAGUGAUGCAAACGGUGUUCCUUGCGUCCCCAGGUAGCUGGGUACAACGGCUCACUCGGAUGACCUAAGCUAACGUCCAGACAACCUGUUGACUUGUUUUUGAACUCGUUGCGGUUAAGAGGGGGGUGUCCACCUGCUGGGACUGAAUCCAGGCCAGCUGCCCAGAUUUAAUUCUCGUCGCGAGUUCUGAAUGCAAUGCCUCCUCUCGUCUCUGUGGUUCUUCAUUUAGAGGGAAGAGUGAAAUCUUGUGUGAGAGAGGUGAAGCCCCCCCCGGUAUUAGGAGAGGCAAAAGCGCGAGUCCAAAGGGUCUCGCUUCUAAGUUCGGCUUGUCAGGCGGGAAGGGGGAGCAGCGGGGUCCGACAGCUGCGGAGCCUGGGGUCUGGUGCCGGCCGCACCUUGGGAGCCUUCCACGGGUGCCACCGUAGGAUUGUGCCCCUUUUUGCUCCUGGUCUCGCUGAGGACCAGCCGGAGGGGGCAGUUCUUCCAAGGGUCCCGCAUGGGUGCCAUGGGGAGCUCUCCCCAGGGAGGGAAGAAACCCUGUACAUGGAAGAUGCUGGAGUCUGGUGAUGUCACCUUGGGCAAGGGGCCUUCGGGACCAGGAGAAACCUCAUCCCAGAGACCCACAAAAAGGCCACGUUCCCAGGGAGCAUGACCGGGAGGUCAGGGACAGGUGGAGUCACCUUCUGUGGUUUGGCUGAGAGGACGGAAAGCCCGGGCCGCCGUGUACUGAGCGUGUUUUCCCUGCUGGUUGUCCCAGACACUGAGCCAGGAGCCGAGGGGGCCCUCUGUUCAUCCCCUCACUCGGCAAACACGGUCACUGGUGCUCCCCACAUGCUUGGUGCUAGUGUCUCAGGCCCUGGGAGCCCAGGGGGAGGGAACCCAGAGAUGGCUUGGCCUCCAGGGCGGCAGGUGAUGGGAUGGGGGGUGUAUUCAUUCUGCAGAUGCAGAAGGCCGGGCGGGGGAGGACGGGCGAGGUCUCAGUCCGACACCAGGGAAGAGCGCACUGGGAAUUUGAGUGGGGGUCUGACCCCAGGUCUUUUUUUUUUUUUUCGCUUCGCCCUGUUGCCUCCUAUUUGUGAUGUACAAAUACACAUGAAAAUACUUCCUAAAGCAUAAAGUGCAAUACUAGAAUACUAGCUUAGUGGCUGUUCAUUAUGGACUUGGCUGCUACCAAACAGAAAGCCGAGACAGGAGGGUGGCCCAUGCCCCUACCCUCCCCCCACACCAUCGUCCGGCAUGGGGUUGUCCCUCCGGCCUUGGAGGCUGAGCUGACUCCUGUCUCGUGGAGAGGUGCCUUCCUCUGCUCCGGCCUGGUCUUAGCUUCCUAAAGCGGCGUACCUGAAUAUUAGCUGGGGCUAGAGAGGGCUGGUGUGUGUGUGUGUGUGUGUGUGUGCACGCACACGUGCUCCGUCUCCAAAUUCUCCGUCAUCCUUUAUUCCCAGAAGGUGGGAGAAAAUUCCACUUCAUGCCUGCCGUGCAGAUGGCCAAGAGCGUAGUCAAAAUCCGCUGAGGCUCCCACAUCCAAUGCCGUGUAAAUGUGACCAAGGGUCAAACACAACACCCAAGAUGGGGAAGUGCAGAGUGUGUGAAUAUAAAGUUAGAUAACUUUUAAGAAAUCAAGACUGCUAAUAAAAUAUUUUACAUAAAACGUUUCACUUGUGUUCAGUGUUAAAUGCUUCCGGUUCAGAAUGAUUUGCUUAAAUCUUACUAGGUGAAAUGGGCUCUUAGGUUGCAUUUUGAAUACAUUUGUUGUGCGUCUAGUAAGAUUCUCGCUUUGUUACUUGGCGUUCUGGUCUAACACCCCCGCUUGUAAAUUCACCUUCCUCUCCGGACACCAUGUUGUGUCUUAAAACUUUGUGCUUUUGCUCUGUUCUCCCAGACCCCCACCCACUUCCUCCUGCCCUGUCAAUGUCGGCCACAACCUCAAACAGGGCCGAGCCCCCCAGUGCGCUGUGGCCCGUGUGCCCCUUCCUCUCCAAUCCCCUCCGUCUUGGAGUGAGCUCCGGGGACACAGGCACUGGUGGCCAUUCUUCAGAGGAACAUCCCCCUCUCCUUGCUCUCAUGUUCCCGGACACCCACUUCUCUGGCCUGGCCUCUGUGGAGGCGGCUGUGAUGGGGAAAGCAUGUUCUCCCUAGGUUUGGCUCCCCAGGCGGACGUGAGCGGGACCCAGAAGGAGGCCGGUGCGGUGCACUGCUUUAGCUCCCCCGGAGCAAGGACUUAAGGGUAGUGGUGCUUAAGGCCUGGCCUUCAAACGGGUCUUCGCUCCCACCUCUGGUAAACAAGCAGAGAGCCGGGCUGAGCAAAGCGGCAGAAAGAUUGGCCCCUGCAAAUCCUAAGUGACAGGGACAGAAGAAGGUGGCCUGCAAGAUCGGAGGGCACCCCACGUGUGGGACCGGCUCGAAGUGGCUCCGUGUGCUCACCUGCUCCCUCUGCUUCCCCUUCCGCACCCGCCUGCCUCCGCAGACCCUCCAGUCCCGCCUCGGCCCUUCUGGGUCACUGUCCUUGGACUCCUCUGGGAUCAUCGCCCUCUGCAAAGACCGGGGGCCUCCCUGGGGCCAGAGGCCGGCAGGGCAGGGAAGACGCCUCACGGCGGGCUCAGCUCAGCCCGUCUGUGAAAUCCAAGCGUCCGGGGCAGGAAGGCAGAGCGAAGGUGACGCCCGUGCCCGCCCUCCCAGGCGGUGUGGCUGGGUUUUCCGAGAACCACCGCACAUUGUUCCCGUUUCUUUCUCAUCUUGGCGCAGACAGAAGGGUUUCGCCCGAGCCCGAUUUCGUACGUUACCUCUGAACAUGUCAACUUGAAGUCGUUCCUCCAACAGAUGCUUGUGUGGCCGAGUCGAGGGCGCACGGAGGCCGGCCGAGGGAACCCGCCGUGCGUUUAUGUCAACCCGGUUUGUAUACAUGAGCGUAGGUCGGGCUCAGCCCCUGACGCCUCCCCGUUCUCAGAAAUAGUCCCCCUGGCGUCGCGAAGGAGAAAACGACCAGGCACAUUAGGUACCGUGUUGCGGCCCGGGCAAGGGACUGUCCCUGGUGGGGGCGCAGCUUGGGGGCUUUCCCGCAGCACAAAGACCAUCGUGAAGCAGAAGAGGAGGAAGCGAGAGCAUGAAAUGUCCUUGUUUGAUCGCAGGGGCGGGGUGGGGGGAGUCUGCUGCUGUGUCCGGGCCGGCUUUCUGAGGCUGCAGGACGGAGGAGGCAGAGCCCUGGGGGUCCUUCACGGCCGGAGGGCUGGGCUCGCCCGAUCCGCUCCUCCUUCCCGGGAGACCCCCCCACGGUCUCGACCGAGGACAUGACCCCGGGCGCGCGUGCCUUUCUCGCCGAGCUUGCAAUCCCCGGCUUCCAGAGGGUCCUCCCUCAGCCCCUAAGCAGGAGCACCAAAUCUUGGGAGCGGCACGAGCCCCAAGCCACAUAAAGAAGCAGCAGCAAAACUCGACGUUGCUACACGGAGCUGAGGUUUUCCUCCGUGGGGCAGCUCCUCCCUGUCCUGGAGCAUCUGCGUGAACGGAAGAGAGAAUCCCGUUCGUCGCCUUUGGCCUACACUUUGCACAUGAACUUAAACGUGGCCCUGGUGUUGUGUACAGUUAAACGGCAUUUCACCUCUGCACACGGGAGGCGUUCGCCAUGCGCAGCAGGGCCGGGCGGGCCGGGGUGGGGGAUGCUGGGGCCAGGCCGGUGGGCGACAGAGCGCCCCGGUGAUGUUCCACUGCGGGCCCGCUGGGCCCAGUUCUCAAGCCCCCCCCCCCCAGACCAGUCUCCCCGGGGAAGGAAAGCCCUUGCCAGCAGCUCACAGGUGGACGGUGUUCCUCUGCCCCACCUGCCCUGAGGGCUGGCCCAGCAACAGAUCCCAGCACAGCCUGGGGGCCCACAGGGAGCGGGGGGAAACCGCCGGCCCAUUUCUGCCGCACAGGUCACCAAAACGGCCUCCCCUCCUGGGCCGCCCCGAAUGUGCCCUCUCCCGCUGGACGGAAUGAUUAGGCCGAGGGGGAGGUAAAAGUCAUGGGGGACACAGGGUGAAGGUUGGGAGCCCCUUCAUGGGGUUCCUGGACAUCUCAGGGUGCAACCCAGUCCGAACGGUCCCACGGGUCUUGGUUUUCCUGGAAGUAUUUCAAUGGUCGUGGUAGCUAUUUUGUUCUUUGUUCUUAUUUGUUUCACCUUGUGUACUUGUUUUUGACAAUUCUGUCCUCGUGUACCCCAGGGGUCUCUUUCCCAUGACAUUUCCAUGACGCCCGAGCGUCGCCGUCAACCUCUCGUUUUUAAGUUCUCGGCCACUCGAAAACGGUAGAAAGAGUCCUCUCGUCCGAGUUGCUGAUAAAAUGGGCCACCGAAGCCGCACAGUGGGUUUUCCGUUUCUAUCAUCUUAGGGUCACUGUAGAAGGGGCUGGAAGAGUAGUUUCUCGGCAGAACGCGUGUGUUUAAAACAAAGUUACUGUCUGUAACCAGCCCUUUGAGCCUUGUUUGCAUUUUCCUUUGCAGACAUAGCGGGUGUGUGAGCAGGUUGCCAGUCUUUGCCUUUCAUCUGAUGAGUCGCUACCGAGUGUUAUCCCUUUGUUGUCCCAAAGCAAGAGUCAAUGCAAGCAACAUUUUCAAUCAGCGUGCAAACACGUGCAUAUAUCCGUAUACCUAAUCUGUGAUUGUAUAAUCCUUGGUUUUUAAAACACCGUAUGGAUGACUUUGCAACGAUCUUGCCAUUGAUAUUUAGGGAAUACCGUCGCCUGCGCUCUGUGAGAGGUUUGCACCGUUGUAGAUAAACACCACACGUGUACGUACAUACGUAUAUACAAAUAUAUAUAUUUAAAAAUAACGCCGGCUCUCUCGGGUACCUGUUUCAGGGGCUGUCCACUCCGUUGGAACAGAGACCCAAGCAGACCCUAGGAUGUGAGCUUUCUAACUGUACCUUACAGGCUUCGGUCCUGUUGUGUACAUUUCUGUAGAGUUACCUCCUUAGAAGAUUUGUACGUGCAUUUUUUGCAGACCUGAACUUUGUUUUCUGAAACUAGAUGCCACUUAUGAAAAUGUGACAUAAAUCAAAUAAAGCAUUGUUAUUUUCAGA